AUGUCAAGCAUCAAUAUUAUGGAGUUUGACAAAUCUUCAAACUUGAAAAUGUCUCAAGAUCAUCACGACACGAUCAUGAUGAAAUACUCACAUGAACAUACAACUCCGUUUUAUUUCAUUGAUGACAUUAUGUAUCACAUCUUUUCCUACUCUCUACUUCCUAUCGUUCAAUUUCGAUAUUCUCUCGUUUGCAAACAAUGGUAUGAAUUGACCAACAGUGAAACGUUUUAUAAAAAUUACCACACCUAUGUCGUGAAUCAUGGUCUCGAUGCAUUGAUCCAUCCAAAACAUAACGAUUUGAUGAAAUAUUUAUUUGAUUGGACUGAAUUUGUGAAUCAUUUGUAUCCACAACAAUAUGAUGAUUUACGAAAGUUGCGACAAAAUAUUCUGAGUGUUCAAAAAUUGUCACAACUCUCCGAUGUUGAAUUUCAACAAUUAUUUUCCAAGUUGUCAUGUGGAAAUCUCAAAGAUUUUGUGGCAACCUUGAGACAGGCAAUAUUAAUCACGAUGGACAAUGGCUCUGGAAAAGUAGUUUCAGUUUUUACUCAACGCCCAGACCGUUCCACUGUGUCUUAUUAUGCCUUUGUCAAUGACAAGUAUCAAAUACUCAAUAUUGAGACAGAAUUAGAGCAUGCCAAACAUUUCAAAUCAUGUCUGUUGAGUUAUGAAUUCUAUGAUUAUGGUUGGGGAGAUACUGAUGAAAUUGUUAAGACUGAGGGUGAUGAAUGGUUCUGUCAACAAUUUCCUGAAUAUAUUGAAGCAUUGGGGAAAAUGAUCUUCAUGUCCAUCUUGGAAUUUAUUUGCUGUUUUGAAGAAGGCAAUCAUUCCUACAUGUGUGAUAUGCAGCGCGAACGAUCGAAACAUGCACUCAGACUGAAAGAACAUCCCAUGCUUGGUAGUGCACGUAAAAUUCAAACCUCACUCAGAAAUGCAUCCAGCUUUUUUGCUCGAGCAGUACAAUAUCGUACAGAUCCUCAUUUGUGGUAUCGAUUAUUACACGCUGGAUAUCGCUUGGAUACACAAGAGUUGGAAUCCAUCUUUUUUUUCCACUAUUUGAACGAACGUCAUUUACAAUUUUUCUAUGACUAUUGUGAAAAGUUUGACUUGAAGACGAGCUUGGCUCCUCGUCUGACUGAAAAGUAUUUCUAUUCCUUAUUAAUGCAAGGGCUAGGAGUGAUACAAGUCGUUCAUCGAAACAGAGGUCUCAAUCAAUUUCCAAGAAUGUUGUGUACCAAAGCCAUCAUGGACUCGUCACAAACAGGAACACCGAAUUAUGACUUGUUGGAUUAUUACGCGAAAGAAAUUCGAAAUGACAUGUAUUGUCCUUUUGAUGACCGAGUGUUUAGUGUCUUGGAUGACACUAAAACCUUGUCCGAUUCCAAACAGGAAGAAGUUCAACUCGUAAUAUUACCACCACACUCUCUGCCACGAGUAUUGGUCUUGUAUCCCAACCGUGACAGCCAAAAUCAAUUUGAAUAUUUCCUAUCCAAAGCAAGAGACCUUAAUUCUCAGGAAUCGGGUCAUUCAGAAAACAAUCACACCCUUAGUAUUGAACAAAGAAUAUUACCACAUCGAUUUUUGAAAAGAAAGGAACAAAAAGAGCAAUUACAGAAAAUUAUUCACAGAUUUGAUGUCAUUGUCUAUUUCACCAGUGAGGUGAACCACAAUGAAUAUGAUCGAAAAAUUGUUUCUUUUUUGAAUGCUUAUUCAAAUAGCAAGAGAAGAGUAGUAUUUGGAUUUAGUUCUUGCAGAUUAUCUCAUGUAGAGUUUACUGAUAUAUUUGGAACUUUGGAUCAUGUUAAAAUGUUUCAGUUUACCAAUUGUGUCUCAUUCAAGAAAAGAUUUCAAAGAAUUUUGUUGGACAAGGAUUAUGACUUCUUUACCAACAACAAGUAA
This is a messenger RNA of Naegleria lovaniensis, 1896 nucleotides long. RefSeq lists its product as uncharacterized. The coding region runs from base 1 to 1896 and encodes 631 amino acids. Gene Ontology annotation, molecular function: protein binding. The record is from RefSeq and is a predicted model, not a curated record. NCBI's taxonomy places the organism in Eukaryota, Heterolobosea, Eutetramitea, Acrasida, Naegleriidae. The transcript has a single exon.